Messenger RNA from Cottoperca gobio, 2814 nucleotides. It is a transcript of the gene serac1, whose product is annotated as serine active site containing 1. Lineage: Eukaryota; Metazoa; Chordata; Actinopteri; Perciformes; Bovichtidae. The record is from RefSeq and is a predicted model, not a curated record. The transcript is spliced from 17 exons. The coding region runs from base 118 to 2097 and encodes 659 amino acids.
CAUGACGUAUUAUUUGUGAGACAAGUUGACGUUGUUAAUGAACACCGGGCGCUGCAGUCGUCGGGAACAUCACCGUAGUCCUUAUUAAAGCUUGUCAGUCAAUUAAUAAGGCGGAGGAUGUCUGGGGCGGCUCUACGCUUAAUCCGCUGUCGGAGACUGAGCACAGCUGGGCCGUCAGGAGUGAGGAAAGUGCUUCAGUGGAAAGCUUUAAGGAAGGUUGCUAAAGUAACUGGUGCAGUUGUCUCCGGGGGCUGUAUUUUCAUCACUUAUGAAGUGGUGGCCUUGAACAAGGCUGUGACCAUUGAUACUAGUGCAAUUCUUCAGGAGAAGUACAAGUCUUACAUCUAUCUGAGAGCCACUCCCUCAGAUGAAAAGGAGAACCUUACUGCAGGGCUCACACACAAAGCAAGGAGAGAACUUCACAAAGCAGCAAGGCGGUUUCUGGAAAUAUCAUCUCGGGUUUUGAUGCAAUCACUAGACGAGCACUUCAGCCAUGUCGAUGCAGACGCACAUGAGGUGGCAUUAUGGGCUCUACUGAAGAGGACACUGUCAGCCAAUAAAACCAUCAGAGUAAAGGCUGUUCAGGAGCUUGCAGAAAAUCACCACUGGCGGGACUACCAGUACCAGACAGCAGCCCAGAUUAUAGACCAGCGAACAUCAGUGGGCCUGGCCCGGACUCCUCAGGUAGACCUUCGAUUCUUCCUGCGCUCACCUGCACUGCCUGACCUGGAGGACGGUUUGUCAGCAGAGGAUGGACUGAGGCAGCUGCUGGCGUCUCUGCCUCAGUCUGAGGUGGACAAAUGUGUUCAGUACUUCACCUCACUCGCCCUUCGAGAGAGCACCCAGUCCAUGGCAGCGCAACGGGGUGGUCUGUGGUGUUUUGGAGGUAAUGGGCUGCCUUACGCCCAGAGCCUCACCUCUGUUCCCUCUGAGAAGGUGGAAUCCUUUUGCCUACAGGCACUGGUACAGCACUCAAAGGUCCAGAGUCACUGUGAUCACAUAGUUGCCAACGGGGGUCUGCAGCUCCUCCAGAGGGUUUAUCAGCUUCGUACAGACUCCCUGAAGAUCCAGAGGAACAUUGUUCGUAUCAUAGGAAAUUUGGCGCUCAAUGAAAGUACUUACCAGGCCAUAUCCCAGUCUGGCUGGGUAUCUGUCCUGGCUGAGAUGAUGCAGUCUCCUCAUGUCAUGCAGGCGUCUCAUGCAGCUCGUGCUCUGGCCAACCUGGAUAGGGAGACGGUGAAAGAGAAGUACCAAGACGGCGUCUAUAUCCUCCACCCACAAACACGUGGCAACCAGCCAAUCAAAGCAGACGUGCUCUUCAUCCACGGGAUUCUCGGGGCAGCUUUUAAGACUUGGAGGCAAAAGGACCGUAAUAUGUUAGAGGAAGAGAAGGAAGCAGAGAGCAGCGGCGACUACACUGAGUGCUGGCCAAAGUCAUGGUUGGCUGCUGACUGUCCAAACCUGAGAGUACUAACAGUGGAGUAUGACAGUCACCUCAGUGACUGGAUGGCCAAGUGUCCCGUUGAAAAUCAGAGGAAGUCCUUGGCCUACAGAAGUCAAGAGCUGCUAAAGAAGUUAAAGCUGGCAGGAGUUGGAGAGAGGCCUGUGGUCUGGGUAGCCCACAGUAUGGGAGGAUUGCUUGUGAAGAAGAUGCUGCUGGAUGCCUCAGAGGACCCAGAUAUGCAUGGACUGUUAAAGAACACCAAGGGCAUUAUGUUCUAUAGUGUUCCUCACCAUGGCACCUUUAUGGCAGAGUACUCAGUCAAUGUCAGAUAUCUCCUCUUUCCCUCUGUAGAAGUCAGAGAGCUUUGUAAAGACUCACCAGCGCUGCGCAAUCUGAAUGAGGACUUCCUGAACAUGGUCAAGGAAAAGGAAAUCAAGGUGCUGAGCUUUGCAGAGACGCUGCCAACAAACAUCGGUCCCAUGAUCAAGAUACUGGUGGUUCCAACACAGUCAGCAAAUCUCGGCAUCGGGGAGCUCAUCGAGGUGGACGUAGAUCAUCUCAACAUCUGCAAGCCAGAGAAGAAGGACUCCUUUCUGUACAAGCGCAGCCUCCAGUUCAUCCUAGAAGCUCUGCAGGGCUACAUCAGCCACUGACUGAAAUAUAUGAACACAAACACACUGAUAAAACCUACUAUUUACUUGAAAUGGGGCAGAGCACUGACCCCCCCCCAUCCCCACUUAACCAAAUGGAAACAUAACUGCCUCUCCUUGUUGUACAUUUACAUAAACAACCACUAAUUUGAUCAUAGUAUAGUUAUGAUAGGAAAAUUAAAUGUAUUUUACAUAUUGAUUUCCGUGAAGAGUUGUCAGUUGUGAUGAAAAAGAUAUCGGGUGCCAUUUUGUUCUCCGAGUCGUCCUCCUAGAUAAGUUUCUCUCACUAGUGAGCCAGAAUUUUAAAGAUCAUUAACAUUUUUAAAGAUCAUAACUACUUUCAGAUCAAAAUAUAUUUUUAAGGCACUUUGACUUACCAGUUUAACAUGGUACAUAAAGCUCUUACAAUAUUUACUUAAAAAUGCACUGACAUGUCUUUGCCACUCAUGCGCCUCCAGUAUUUGACUAGAGUGGUAUUAUAUUUAGUUUUUUUUAAAUUCAUGUAUUUUAUUCCAACUACAGUAUGACCUUCAUUGUGUCCGCCAAAACAUAUUCCUUCCUGAACUUUACCUUAAAUUGACCUGUAUUAAUAUUAUUUUCAGGUUGCUUUAUUUAUUUGUACGAGAAUAAUCAAGCAAUUGGUUUUAAACCUCCAUGUGUUUGUAGUCCACUGCCACUAGCAAUGCUGACAAUGAAUAAAUGUGUAAAGUUGGAGUAGGA